CUCUCUCCUUCAGCGAGUCCUCACGGGCACAUGUGACUCUGUUUCUCUCUCUCUCUCUCUCUCCCUCUCUCUCCCUCUCUUCCAAGUGUUUCCAAUAUUGCAGAUACUACUCAACAAAACCCACAUGGCAGAUGCAGCAAAACAAGCAUCCAUCAAUGGCGGAAGUCUGAUCUCAGAACUCAGAAGCCUCUUCUCUCUUCGCAGAACCAAAAAAACCGUGGCUUUUGCUUAUGGGUUCAUGUUUUUUUUCCUUGCUUUCACUGUUUUCUUAGCCUUCAACCCUUCUUCAAACUCUUCUUCCUCUUCUUGGUUCACCAACAUUUUUUCUAGUUCUAGUACCAGUAGUACUAGUGGUAGUACAAUCACAUCUUCACCAACAAUUUUCUCUGAUGAAUCUUAUAGAUCUCACUUCUCUUCAAUUUUCUCUUACAUUUUCCCAAACUCAUCCCAACAAGUCCCCAAUUUUGCUCCUCUUCCACCACCUAACAACACUUCCAGAUCCCAAAACACCACAGUUCAAUCACCCACUACCCAAAACCAAAAUCAGACUCAGAGUAAAGAUUUACAUGAUAAAAUUGAAGUCUUGAAGCCAAAUCAGAGCACAAUUGGGGCCCCAAAAUCUCCUGUGGCUCCAAAUCGGACUGUAAAUGCAGUGCUAACAUCUUCCCCUGUUAGAAAAAAUUCUACAGGGAAUAAAGAUGUGAAAGUUACAGAGAAGGGUAAGAAACAGAGUAAUGGGACUAAUGUGGGUUUGUCUGCUAAACAGGGGAGUGAGAAUUUGGUGGAGUCUUUGAUGAAUUGUAAUUUUUUUGAUGGAAAUUGGGUGAGAGAUGAUUCAUAUCCUCUGUAUAAACCUGGGUCAUGUUCAUUGAUUGAUGAGCAAUUCAAUUGCUUUGUCAAUGGAAGACCUGAUAAUGGUUACCUUAAACUCAAAUGGAAGCCUAAGGGUUGCACUCUUCCAAGGUUGAAUGGGAGUGACAUGUUGGAAUUGUUGAGAGGAAAGAGAUUGGUUUUCGUCGGUGAUUCUCUCAACAGGAAUAUGUGGGAAUCUCUGGUUUGCAUUCUCAGAAACUCCAUAAAAGAUCACACCAAGGUUUAUGAAGCAUCUGGCAGGCACCAUUUUCGAUCGGAAGCAUCUUAUUCUUUCGUUUUCGAAGAUUAUAACUGCACUAUAGAGUUCUUUGUAUCUCCUUUCUUGGUUCAAGAAUGGGAAGUGAAUGGCAAAAAUGGAUCAAAGAAGGAAACGCUUCGGCUUGAUUUAAUCGAGAGGUCUGCUGAUCAAUAUAAGACAGCAGACAUCAUAGUCUUCAACACGGGACACUGGUGGACUCAUGAGAAAACUUCGAAAGGGGAAGACUAUUACCAAGAAGGUAGUCAUGUGUACAGCGAACUGAAUGUUCUUGAAGCAUUUCGGAAAGCUAUGACAACAUGGGCAAGAUGGGUUGAUGCGAAUAUAAGUCCAACAAAAACUCUAGUACUCUUCAGAGGUUAUUCAGCCACUCAUUUCCGUGGUGGACAAUGGAAUUCUGGCGGGCAAUGUGACCACGAAAGCGAGGCCAUCAAGAAUGAGACCUAUCUAUCUGAGUAUCCGCCAAAGAUGAGAAUGAUGGAAUCGGUGUUAAAAGGGAUGAAGAAAAUCCAGGUCACUUAUAUGAACAUCACGAGAAUGACGGAUUAUAGGAAGGAUGGCCACCCAUCGAUCUAUAGGAAGAAAAAAUUGUCAAAAGAGGAGAUAAAAUCGUCGUUGAUGUUUCAAGACUGCAGCCAUUGGUGCCUCCCUGGGGUGCCCGAUGCGUGGAAUGAGCUUCUCUACGCCGAGCUUUUAAGAAAACAAAAGCAAAAGCAGCAACAGAAAAAACCAUAGGUAAACAAACACAUUAGGAGGCAAUAUUUAUUGAAACAUCAAUAGUUUAUCAAUUCUGUAGUUUUUUUUGAAUAUUUGAAAAUAUAGAAACAAACAACCGAUUUCUUGGAAAAGAUCCCAGAAAUACUUUGUUUAGUACAAAUUAUGAGAGAGAAAGAAACAGAAGUGAGAAGUGGCCUUACAACAUGUAUAUUGUUUAUAAGAGUGAGAAGAGGAGAGUGGGAAAUAUUCUGUUGAUGGUUAAAUUGACAGUUUAGAAGUUUUUCUUUCCAGUAAUCUUCUUUUUAGCCCUAAUUUAAGGCUUUAAGAUUGUAAAUUAUUGUUUAUUUGUUUUGUUUAUUGAUGAUAAUAAAAUAAUGACUGUUUUAAUCA
This is a messenger RNA of Camellia sinensis, 2236 nucleotides long. RefSeq names its product protein trichome birefringence. NCBI's taxonomy places the organism in Eukaryota, Viridiplantae, Streptophyta, Magnoliopsida, Ericales, Theaceae. The record is from RefSeq and is a predicted model, not a curated record. Gene Ontology annotation, cellular component: Golgi apparatus. Gene Ontology annotation, molecular function: O-acetyltransferase activity.